Molecule: messenger RNA, 1376 nt
Organism: Boeremia exigua
Lineage: Eukaryota; Fungi; Ascomycota; Dothideomycetes; Pleosporales; Didymellaceae
Product: Squalene/phytoene synthase-domain-containing protein
Exons: 1
Coding region: 156-1316 (386 amino acids)
Biological process (GO): biosynthetic process; mitochondrial respiratory chain complex I assembly
Cellular component (GO): mitochondrion
Source: RefSeq, a predicted model, not a curated record
ACGGCGUCAUCGGCGAAUUGUCGUCUACACUUUGCAGAUUACGAAGUCUGUCUGUAUUAGUACGCUGUUUGCAGUAUUGUUGCGCCGCCAGAAUUGAGCGCCUCCAGAAUUGAGCGCCUUUCUUUCCUCGCGGCUGAUUGUAGUCUCACUCCUCAAUGCAAACUGCAAAGCUCCGCGCAGCACCCGUCCGGCGCAUCUACUCCGUCUCCACACCACAGCGACGGCGCAUACAAACACGGCAGUCGCAAUGCUUCACCGACGCCCCGCGGCCGUCCCAAGCUGAGGUCGACAAGGCCCGGGCCUACUGCGCACACCUCGUCCGCACCUACGACACGCCCUCGCACAUCCUCCAGUCCUUCAUCCCCCACGCCUCGCGCGAUGCCUACCUCGCCAUCCGCGCCUUCAACGUCGACGUCGCCCGCGUCGCCGAUACCACCAGCACGCCCACCAUUGGCAUGAUGCGCAUGCAGUUCUGGCGCGACGCCGUCACCAAGGCGCUCGCCGGCUCGCCGCCCAAGGAGCCCGUCGCCAUCCUGCUCGCCCACGCCGCCGAGUCCCUGCACACGCGCACCGACGGCCGCAGUCGCCUGAGCAAGAACUGGUUCCACCGCAUCAUCAACACGCGCGAGCAGCACCUCGCCAACCCGCCGUAUCCCACCUUGCAGGCCCUCGAGUCCUACGCCGAGAACACGUACUCGACCCUCAUGUACCUCACGCUCAGCGCCCUGCCCCAGGCCAGCAUCACCACCGACCACAUCGCCUCGCACAUUGGCAAAGCGACCGGUAUCGCCGCUGUGCUGCGCGGCGUCCCGCUCGUCGCCUUCCCGCAGCCCGCGCCCGCCGGCACCGCAGGCCAUAUCACAGGUCAGUCGGGCCCAACACAGGGCGCCGUGCUGCUCCCGCUCGACGUCAUGGCAGAGGCAAACGUCAAGGAGGAAGACGUCUUCCGCAUGGGCGGCGCGGCGCCGGGACUCCAAGACGCCGUCUUCGCGGUCGCGACGCGCGCAAACGACCACCUGAUCACCGCGCGCGACAUGUUGGCCAAGCUGCGCGCCGAGGGCAGUCUGGGACACGACUUCGAGCACCAGCACGACGGCGAGCAUAGCUAUGGCGCCGAGCAGCUGGGCGCGGGGAAGGAGCAGCAGCUGGCGGAGGUCGAGCAGGCGUUUGGCGUGUUCGUGGCGAGCGUGGCGACGCAGUCGUGGCUCGACCGCCUGCAGCAGGCAAACUUCGACCUGUUCGACCCCGGGCUGCGCAAGAACGACUGGAAGCUCCCCGCAAAGGCGUACUGGGCGUACACGCGCCGCAGACUGUAGAGCAAUCAACACGGAAGACUUUGCUCGCAAACGCCUGUCAUGCUAUGUGCUACUAACCCA